Messenger RNA from Chenopodium quinoa (quinoa), 2990 nucleotides. RefSeq names its product protein RDM16-like. The record is from RefSeq and is a predicted model, not a curated record. The transcript has 7 exons. Gene Ontology annotation, cellular component: U4/U6 x U5 tri-snRNP complex. Gene Ontology annotation, biological process: mRNA splicing, via spliceosome. Bases 197 to 2347 code for a protein of 716 amino acids. Lineage: Eukaryota; Viridiplantae; Streptophyta; Magnoliopsida; Caryophyllales; Amaranthaceae.
UUUUCCCUUUGGAAAACGGAAUCAUCAAUAACGUCUAUACUCCAUAUAUUUUCCCUUUUUCCCCCUCUAGGGAUUUUUCACAAUUGCGCGCAUCGCUGCACCCCUCCCCCUCUCUAUCUCCUCCAUUGAAGCAGUUUGUGAGCUUUCUCUCCUCCAUUGAAGCAAUCUCUGAGGCUUUGGUUUAUAUAACCCUUAAAUGUCAGAACGAAACCAUGAGAAGGGACGAUCUUCGAGGAGAGAGAAAAGAAGAUUUGAGGAUGAUGAAAGUAAUGGUAGGUUUAAGGAAGAAGAAGUUCAGGUGAAGAAAGACGAAGAAGGCGGUGGUGGCCGCGAUGGCGGCGAUUAUAGUAAUAGUGAUAGGAAGAAGAGGGCUAGGAGGAGAUUUGAGGAUGGUGAAUCUGUUGCUGAGCCUAGUAACAGGAGUGGUUCCCGUCCGAAUGAUGGGGCUGAGGAAUCACUCAAUGUGUCAUCAAGAUUUCCAUCGGAAUCUUUCUCUGCUAAUAACCAUACGGCCACCAAGGUAUCUUCAAUUUCUACCACCAAUGAAAAUAAGGGAGUUAAUAUUACCGGAUCUCAUGAGGUUACUGGAAAAUCUAGUACAGAUGGGACACCUUCAACUGCUGGCAAGAGUGGCAAUAUUUCCCUUGAUGCUUUAGCAAAAGCUAAGAAAGCUUUACAGAUGCAGAAGGAACUCGCUGAAAAAUGGAAGAAGAUUCCUUUGUCAAAUAAAGGUACUAGCUCAACAAAUGUUGUCAGCUCACAAGGGGGCUCUAAAGAAGAAAAUAAAUUUUCUAAUGCUGCUGGAAUUCAGCGUACACCACCUAACAUUCCUCCAGCUGCUUCUUCUGCUAAGACAGUUGGCAUGAUAGACCCUGCCAAGUAUGAAGCUGUGAAGCGUGCUCAGGAACUUGCUGCCAAGAUGGGCUUCCGCCAGGAUACAGAAUUUGCUCCUUUGAUUAAUUUGUUUCCCGGGCAGUUGCCACCUGAUGCUGCAGCACUUCAAAAACCUGCAAAGGCUCCCGUUCUUCGAUUGGAUGCUUUUGGUAGGGAAAUUGAUGAGCAUGGAAAUGUUGUCAACAUAUCUAAACCAAGCAGUCUUAGUACUCUUAAGGUGAACAUUAACAAGCAGAAAAAAGAUGCAUUCCAGAUUCACAAGCCAGAAUUGGAAGUUGAUCCAGAGAAGAAUCCACAUUUCGACCCAAGGAUGGGUAUUGACAAAACCAAACUUCUUAGGCCCAAGAGAAUGAGUUUCCAGUUUGUUGAGGAAGGUAAAUGGUCCAAAGAUGCUGAAAUUAUCAAACUGAAGAGUCAAUUUGGAGAAGCCCAAGCCAAGGAGCAUAAGGCUAAGCAGGCACAGCUGGCUAAGGCAAAGGCAGAGCCGAACAUAAAUCCAAAUUUGAUUGAAGUUUCAGAAAGAGUUAUUACAAAAGAGAAGCCAAAGGAGUCAAUUCCAGAAGUUGAAUGGUGGGAUGUGCCUCUUCUGCGUUCUGGUGAUUAUGCUGAUAUUGCUGAUGGUAGCACCAUUGAAGAUAGAGUAAAGAUGGAGAAGAUCACGAUGUAUGUUGAGCACCCCCGUCCUAUUGAGCCUCCUGCAGAGCCAGCCCCUCCUCAACCUCAACCGCUGAAACUUACUAAGAAGGAACAGAAGAAACUCCGUACACAGCGUCGCUUGGCCAAGGAGAAGGAAAGGCAGGAGAUGAUUAGGCAAGGUUUAAUUGAGCCCCCCAAACCUAAAGUUAAAAUGAGUAACCUCAUGAAGGUGUUGGGCUCUGAGGCAACUCAAGACCCCACAAAAUUGGAGAUGGAAAUUCGAACUGCAGCAGCUGAGCGUGAGCAGGCCCAUGUGGACAGGAACAUUGCUCGCAAACUCACACCUGCUGAGCGGCGUGAAAAGAAAGAAAGGAAGCUGUUUGAUGAUCCAAAUACCCUGGAAACUAUCGUAUCAGUUUAUAAGAUCAAUGACCUUUCACACCCAAAAAAUCGGUUUAAAGUUGACAUUAAUGCACAAGAGAAUCGUUUAACUGGUUGCGCUGUCAUUUCUGAGGGUUUUAGUGUUGUGGUCGUUGAAGGUGGAAGCAAAUCCAUUAAGAGGUAUGGGAAGCUGAUGCUUCGGCGGAUAGAUUGGGCUGCCAAGCUGGAAAAUGAGGAUGAGGAGGAAGAUGAUGAUGAGGAAAAACCACCAAAUAAAUGUGUUCUCGUGUGGCAAGGAAGUGUGGCAAAACCUUGUUUUAAUCGGUUCUUCAUCCAUGAUUGCAGAACUGAGGCUGCUGCCCGCAAAGUUUUUUUUGAUGCUGGUGUUGGCCACUACUGGGAGUUGGCUGCAAACUUUGUGGAUGACCAGAUAUGAAGUUCUCACUGUUUGUACCUGCUAGUCAAGCUACAGAACUAUUUCUGCUUUCUACGGAUAAUGAAUUUUUGGUAAUGGUUGUGUAAUUAAAAUUGCUGACUUUUCAGGACAUACUGUGGAAUGGAAGGAAAUACUACUACUUCGUAUUAGAUACAUCGGUUCUGAUCUGUAGUUGCACAACCUCGGCAAUCUGUCUUUUCUUUCCGGGGCAGUAGUUUUUGUUGGCUCUUAUCUGUAGUGUUUAAGGAUGACUACAACAACUGUGAUAGUAUGAAAUCAAACUAAACUCCUUUUGCUGCAAGAUAUCAGCUUGACCUGAUCAAAGUUAACGUUUUGAGUACGAGAUCAAGUGUUUUAAAGUAAAAAGUUGUCAUUUGGACCAAACUUCAACUGAUGUACUAGCCUGAGAUUUUUUUUUUUUCCAAAUCCUUUAGCCAUUUACUCAGCAGUAGCUUGUCCGACAUCUCCGACCACAAUUUGUAUUUUCCUGAAAGUUACAGCUCCGAGAUUUUUGAUGUGCCUAGCUAAGAUUGUUAGUCUUUAUUACAAUUUACUGUUUUGAUCCUUUACCAUUUGAGUUUGUAGUUUGUCUGUCUCUUGUUACUAGUAUAUUCUGAUGAGUAACUUGUGAUCUUUUUUGCCA